This is a messenger RNA of Schistocerca serialis cubense, 1290 nucleotides long. RefSeq lists its product as uncharacterized. Bases 122 to 955 code for a protein of 277 amino acids. The record is from RefSeq and is a predicted model, not a curated record. The transcript is spliced from 2 exons. NCBI's taxonomy places the organism in Eukaryota, Metazoa, Arthropoda, Insecta, Orthoptera, Acrididae.
UUCAGCAAUCCACAUCACGGUGUCGGUCCAGCUACCGACACUACAAUUAUUGGCGACGAGGGAAAAGGACCUUUUUCUGAUUGCUUACAUUUAUUUCUGAUUGCUUACAUUUAAUUGUGUCAUGGCUUCGCCACAAUCUCCAGAUGUACUGUCCGAAUUUUAUCGCUUGCAGACUCAGCAGACGCAGGCGUUACUGGAUGCCCUUGGACAGCUCGUCCAGGGUCAACGUACCAUUCAACCCGAUGCGGCCGCCGCCGCUUCUUCGCUACCGCUGCCACUGAACGCUGUUGCACCUCCCUUUCGACCAUACGUGGCAGCCGAUGAGACCUGGCAAGAGUGGUCUCGUCAGUUCGCCUUUCACAUGGCUGCCUACAGAAUUCAAGCGACGGUGCCGUCCGGUCAGCGCCCUGGGGACCCAUCUACUGGCUCGCCUCAUCCCCAGGUGUUACCGACGAUGCCUUCCAUUUUGCCCCAUGGCGACGCGCCGCCGCCGCCGCAGCAGCAGCAGCAGCAGCAGCCGCCGCCGCCGCCGCCCGCAUUCGACGCUUCGUUGCAGCCGCCAAGCGCCUCCCAGGGUCACGCGCCGCCGAUCGCUUCCCGUGACCAGCUGUCCUCCGCCAUGGAACGCCCGCCCGCUCCGGACCACAUGACGUCAUCGCGCGUCGGCUACCCCGACGCCAUGGACGUCGACCCUUCAGGACCUCCUGUCUCUUUACGGGCGCAUACACCGCAUGUUGACGUGCACCCUGGACUAGUUUUGCAGGCGUUUCCUAGCUCCCCUCGGACCGGAUGGCCGGGUGCGGGUGGCACAGCCUCGCCUGUUGUUAGGCUCCCCACCUCAUCGCAUACGUCAACAUGUGGUCCUCCCCACGGCGGGCGGAAGCCUUAUCUCACGACCGUUCGCCGAUUUGCGGGGGAGGAAUGUGGUGUCACCGCCAGACACCACACUUGCUAGGUGGUAGUUUAAAUCGGCCGCGGUCCAUGUAGUACAUGUCGGACCCGCGUGUCGCCACUGUGAUCGCAGACCUAGCGCCACCACCAAGGCAGGUCUCGUGAUACGAUAGUGGACUCGCCCCAGUUGUACGAGAACCAAGCUACCCCCAGUUGUACGCGAACCUAGCUAUCGCCCAGUUGUACGAAGCCUUUCUCUCUCAUUAGCCGAGAGACAGAAUAGCCAUCAGAAGUUAAUGGCUACGAACUAGCAAGGAGCCAUUUGUAUCAGUGCCUAUAGCUUACGAGUAUUCAAGAGAGAUGUAUUCCAAGGAAUAAAUAAAAGUUAAGUAAAAAGCA